UAGUGACAGAAACUGACUGGCCGUAGGGCAUUUGGGAAAUGCCAGAUGGGCUGAAUUCUCAUUAUUUAGAUAAUAAUGGAAAACCUCAAUGAAGAAAACAAAAUUGUCUGGUGUGCUAGAAAUAACCGGGUUGAUUUCUGGUCUCAGUCCGUCCCAGGGAGGUGGACGUCAGGAGGGAUUAGGGUUGGCUGAAGUCCCUUUAUGGGAGACGAGAGGAGGCUCAGGGGGAAAGAAAACGAAACAACCCCACAGUCACAAAGAGUGUACAGCCCGUUAUAAGCCAUGAAAGCAGCUUUGUCCCCUUCUCUCUUUUUCUCUCUCUCUUUUUCUCUCGCUCGCUCGCUCACACUCUCUCUCUUUCUCAAUCUCUCUCGCGCUCUUUCUUUCUUUCUUUCUCUCACUCAAUUUAAUUAAAUUCAAUUAAAUUCAAUUCAAGAGCUUUAUUGGCAUGGGAAACAUGUGUUAACAUUGCCAAAGCAAGUGAGGUAGAUAAUAUAUAAAGUGAAUAUAUAAAGUGAAAUAAACAAUAAAAAUUAACAGUAAACAUUACACAUACAGACGUUUCAAAACAAUAAAGACAUUACAAAUGUCAUAUUAUAUAUAUAUAUACAGUGUUUUAACAAUGUAAAAAUGGUAAAGGACACAUGAUAAAAUAAAUAAGCAUAAAUAUGGGUUGUGUUUACAAUGGUGUGUGUUCUUCACUGGUUGCCCUUUUCUCGUGGCAACAGGUCACAAAUCUUGCUGCUGCACUCUCUCUCUCUCUCUCUUUCUCUCUCUCUCUCUCUCUCUCUCUCUCUCUCUCUCUCUCUCUCUCUCUCUCUCUCUCUCUCUCUCUCUCUCUCUCUGUGUCUCUCUUUCUCUCUGUCCGUCUCUCUCUUUCAUUCUCUAACCUCUCUCUCGACCCCCCCUCUUUACUAAUUAUGAUAUUACCUAUUAGUUAAUAGUGAUUCUUUUGACAUUAUCUGUCAGGGUUGAUCGUUAGGGCUGCCUCUCAGCUGCUGACAGAGAGCUGGCUGGGAACUACAUUGCAGAGAAAAACAUAACCUUGUCUCCAGAGUCGGCUGGGACCUAACUGAGAUGAUAGGGACAGGGCAACAAUGCAGGGUGUGUUGUUGUGUGCCCUGAGAAAGAAACUGUGUGGACAGACAGUCACAGUGGGGUUCGAAAUUAUUGACUCCCUUCCUGAUUUCCAGUUUUUCUCAAUUGCUAAAACACAAUUUCUGAAACUUUGCUCCAUUUCCUGAAAACAUUAAACACAAAACCUCAUCUUCAAGCACUAUUUACAUAACUUCUGACUCCUCUCGCAAAAUGAAACAUUCACCUCAAAACAGUUUUACCUGUGUUCAAAAUCAAACACUGCUCUCAAAUCAUAAAGAAGAAGUGAUCAAAAUUAUUAUAUACACUCUCAAGCAGUCAGUAAACAAUACACCGAAAAAGAGAAAACACAUUGUUCAAAACAUACAAUUCUCAGGGAGAAGUACAUUGUCUUUUGAUGAACGAAAACAGGUUCUAUCAUAGUAGCUCAAAAUUUAUCAGAAAUUACUACUCUGCUUUGCUCUUUGCAAUUUUGUUUUUUGUUCUUCCUCCUCCUUGUACCCCUGUUUUUACAGUACUGUACCCUGCAUCUCCCAAACUUGUCCUUUGUCUCUGUGAUCCUGUAAUUCUUGUUCUUUGUUGAUAUGAACCUGCAACCAGUCAAAAUCUAUUGAGCAGUCAGUACUGUUAAUAAAUGGAAAGCACAAUGUUCAGGGCCAUACAAUUCAUCCAUUGUACAGUAUACAGCCUACAAUGCACUGUACUACAGUAUACAGCCUACAAUGCACCGUACUACAGUAUCCAUUCUCAGACUUUCUCCUUCCCACCUUCAACAACCUGUUUGCUCUCUGAACUGGCUUAUAUUGGUUGUGUCGCAUCAUUUGAAACAGGUUAAAUCAAUGUUGAGUGGUUGUGUUCAAUCAAUGACAUAUGUUCUCUAUUUGUAUUUGAUUGUUGCCACUUGUGUUUACCAGGAUGGAUGACAUGUGCAUUAGAGUGCAGAAUGUGUUUUGAGAAUGAGAAUGUGUUUAGAGUUUUGCUGAAAAGUCUAAGUGAGAUCUGCAAAUUGUGUUUUAUCAUGUGAAAUGGUUUAAGGUAUUGACAACAGACUGCAUAAUGAGCUAAAUGAGUCCAGACAACUGAGAACUUUGUUCAGCCAAUCGGUUUUAGUGUUUUAGCAAUUGAGAAAAACUGUAAUAAAGCAGUCAACAUCCCAUAAUGCUUAGGGUCAUGUAUAAAAAUACUGGGCAGGCCAUUAUUUUGGCUACCCUGACUAUGCCCCCAUAGGAUGACAAUGCCCCAAUCCACAGAGCACAUGUGGUCACUGAAUGGUUUGAUGAGCAUGAAAACGGUGUAAACCAUACGCCACGGCCGUCUCAGUCACCAGAUCUCAACCCAAUUGAACACUUAGGGGAGAUUCUGGUGUGUUUUCUGAGACAGUUAUCCACCAUCAACAAAACACCAAAUGAUGCAAUUUCUCGUGGAAGUAUGGUGUCACAUCCCUCCAAUACAGUUCCAGACUCUUGUAGAAUCUAUGCCAAGGUGCUUGGAAGCUGUUCUGGCAAUUGCUCAGAGAAAUAGAUUUUGUUUAACAAGUAAUAAUUUAGUUUCUCAAAAAGGUAGGGUUCAAAAUGGGUGCCGUUUUGUGACAUAUUGAAAAAAAUGUUGACCCCUACCUUUUUGAGAAAAACAAAUAUUUAUUGUUAAACAAAAUCUCUUUCUCUGAGCAACUGUAUUAGUAUAAAAUAAAAUAAAAUAAUUUCCAAAAUGUUUGGAGCACACAAUAUAGCUUAGUAUUUGAAGUAUAACAUUUUUUUAUACAUAGAUUUUUGCUCACCUUUAAACAGGGUGUCAAUCAUUUCACACCCCACUGUAUAUAUUCUCCUUCGAGAUAGUGGCAUUUAGCUAGUGGAUCAUUCUCUGGUUCAUUCUUCCCCCUCGGUUUUUGUCCUCUCCAAUGUAAGGAAGGCGGAAGCAGUGGCCCUACAGACCACCCAGUGGAGAGAGAGAGAGAGAGAGAGAGAGAGAGAGAGAGAGAGAGAGAGAGAGAGAGAGAGAGAGAGAGAGAGAGAGAGAGAGACACAGAGAGAGAGAGAGAGAGAGAGAGAGAGACAGAGAGAGAGAGAGAGAGAGAGAGAGAGAGAGAGAGAGAGAGAGAGAGAGACACACAGAGAGAGAGAGAGAGAGAGAGAGAGACAGAGAGAGAGAGAGAGAGAGAGAGAGAGAGAGAGAGAGAGAGAGAGAGAGAGAGAGAGAGACACAGAGAGAGAGAGAGAGAGAGAGAGAGAGAGAGAGAGAGAGAGAGAGAGAGAGAGAGAGAGAGAGAGAGAGAGACACAGAGAGAGAGAGAGGAAGAGAGAGAGAGAGAGAGAGAGAGAGAGAGAGAGAGAGAGACAGAGAGAGAGAGAGGUAGAGAGAGAGAGAGAGAGAGAGAGAGAGAGAGAGAGAGAGAGAGAGACAGAGAGAGAGAGAGAGAGAGAGAGCUGAAUGGAAUGUCUCUGAUUCUCAAUGUUCCGUCUCAGAACACAUGAUAACAUGGAACUUCUAUCGUAAGGUGAGUACACAUUCUAUUGAUUCACACACCUGCUAUUAGAUAUUACAUUCCUAAUACAUGUUUUUAUAUGACCUAUCUGUUUAAUUAACAUGUAUUUACAUGACAUAGCGUAAAUAUUUCCUUACAUGCUUGACUCAUUUAGGUUUAUCCCAUGGAUAAAAGUUGUCAAGUUAAGUUUUGGCUAGAGUCGUGAGUCAUGUGGCAGGUUAGGGCGUAGUUAUAGAGCCAGUGGGCAUCAGGAGAAAAACGACAAGCAACAGUACUCUUCUGUCAGGCAGGUGAUUAAGGAGGAUGCAUAACAUAAUUAAGUGAUUGAAGGAAGGAAUAAUCAACACUAUCAAUUGUCUCUCCUAAACACAGCACAGCUCUGUAACAGGGAAUCACUCACUAACAGAAGGAUGACCUGCCACUCAUUGAGCUCCUUUGUACGGAGCCUGUCCAGGAGAAAACCUUUGGAGCCUGAGGGAGAGGAGUCCACUUUCAACCGCUGUCUGACCACACUGGACCUGGUGGCCCUAGGGGUGGGGAGUACCCUGGGAGCAGGGGUCUACGUUCUCUCUGGAGAGGUUGCUAGGACGUCGUCAGGUCCCAGCAUCAUCAUAUCCUUCUUCAUCGCUGCCGUAGCCUCCAUCUUUGCCGGUUUGUGCUACGCUGAGUUCGGGGCCCGCGUCCCCAAAACGGGGUCUGCGUAUCUGUACAGCUAUGUGACGGUGGGAGAGCUACUGGCGUUUAUUACCGGGUGGAAUCUGUUGCUGUCCUACGUCAUAGGGACGUCUAGUGUGGCGAGGGCUUGGAGCGGAACCUUUGAUGACCUCAUCGGCAACGUCAUGGGGAAUUUCUUCAAAGAAAACCUUUACAUGGGCUUCCCGGGCCUCGCAGAAUACCCAGACUUCUUUGCUGCUGGGCUCAUUAUUCUCCUGGCAGGUCUGCUGGCCUUUGGUGUCCAGGAAUCGGCAAUAGUCAACAAGAUCUUCACGGCCGUCAACAUCCUGGUGCUUCUGUUUGUCAUUGUAGCGGGCGUUGUCAAGGGAGACGUCGGUAACUGGCAGAUCAGUCAGGAGGUGCUCAUCAACGCUACGGCGGAAUUACAGAACCUAACCUCUACAGUCAACGUGACCAGUAUGUAUGGGGCUGGAGGAUUCUUCCCGUACGGUUUCGAAGGGACAAUCUCUGGAGCCGCUACCUGUUUCUACGCCUUCGUAGGCUUCGACUGCAUCGCCACAACAAGUGAGGAGGUGAAGAACCCUCAGAAGUCCAUCCCGCUGGGUAUCGUGGCGUCUCUCCUCAUUUGUUUCCUGGCCUACUUCGCCGUGUCGGCAGCCCUCACUCUGAUGAUGCCCUACUACAUGCUGAAUGUUAACAGCCCGCUGCCCGUGGUACAUCGGCUGGGGCCCACCAGAUGGCUCUCUGUGUCUGUCUGUCUCCUGUACAGUCUGUUGGGUUCCAUGUUCCCUAUGCCCCGCGUGCUGUUUGCUAUGGCCAGAGACGGCCUCCUCUUCAAGCCCCUCAGUAAGGUCAGCGCCAGACAAAGUCCUGUCAUCGCUACCCUCUCCUCCGGGGUUGUAGCAGCGAUAAUGGCCCUGGUGUUUGACCUGAAAGCUUUGGUUGAUAUGAUGUCAAUUGGGACACUCUUUGCCUACACACUUGUGGCUAUAUGCAUUCUUAUACUGAGGUACCAAGAGACCCAAUCAGAAGACUCAGAUCUCCAGAUCCUUGAAAUAAGCACCAAGUUUGGUUGUCUCAAACCGCCAUCAUUCCCAACAUCGGGCACCUCGAAAACAGUCACAAGUUUGACUGUCUUUUCUGUGGUGUGUGUAUGCGGUCUGUGCGUCCUGCUGACCCAAGCGAUAGAUGCUAUACAGCGGCAGGAGAUCUGGAGCAUGGUGUGUGUGUCCAUCGUAGCCUUCAUCCUCCUGGUCCUCGUCAUCGUCAUCUGGAGGCAUCCACAGAACCAAGCCAAGGCUGCUUUCAUGGUGCCCUUCCUGCCCGUGCUGCCGGUAGUUAGUGUGUUCGUCAACGUCUACCUGAUGGUGCAGUUAGGACGAGACACCUGGAUGAGAUACGCCAUCUGGAUGGCCGUAGGGUUCCUCAUCUACUUUGGUUAUGGGAUCCGUAACAGUGUUCAGAAGCAGAGGAACCAGACCCGCCAGGUAGAGAUUGAGACCAUCAGCGGUGUGACGAAGAAGGAGGCCUUCAAAGAAGACAGAUUCUGAGGCUGAGUGGAAAGGACAACACAGGAGUGGAGAGAAGAGGAGAGGAGAAGAGAGGACAUAGGAGCGAGAGACAGGACAAGACUGAAGCCGACAGGACAGGACAAGACAGGACUGCAGCUGACAGGACAGGACGGGAGCUGACAAGACAGAGAAGGUCUGGAGAGAGAGAUAUUUACUGUCACUUUUUAUUGUUUAUUUCACUUUUGUUUAUCUAUUUCACUUGCUUUGGCAAUGUAAACAUACUGUAUGUUUCCCAUGCCAAUAAAGCCCAUUGAAUUGAAUCGAGA
Messenger RNA from Oncorhynchus keta (chum salmon), 6089 nucleotides. RefSeq names its product cationic amino acid transporter 2-like. Gene Ontology annotation, molecular function: amino acid transmembrane transporter activity. Gene Ontology annotation, biological process: amino acid transport; transmembrane transport. The coding region runs from base 3988 to 5802 and encodes 604 amino acids. NCBI's taxonomy places the organism in Eukaryota, Metazoa, Chordata, Actinopteri, Salmoniformes, Salmonidae. The record is from RefSeq and is a predicted model, not a curated record. The transcript has 13 exons. Gene Ontology annotation, cellular component: plasma membrane.